UUUCAGUGUAAAAAUCAUGCAAAAUGAAAGUAAAAACUGUAAAGAUGUUUUCGUCACCCUAAUACUAACGGAAUCCACUUCGAGUCUGCUAAACCUGAAUUUGCCCCAUUUGGAACGAAUCCAUCCAGAAAACUCGCAAAUCUGCCUCAUUACACCUAGUGAGCUCAAUUACUUCAAGAAGAAAUAUCAAAAAUCCAAGGAGAAUCUCGGACAAUUGGACGUCGCUAGUACUAGUCAUGGUGGCGAUGCAGGCGAUAAGAAUAUCGAGGAGAUUUACCUAAAAAUUUCUUCAGACAUGGCACUGUUUUCCAAUGGCAAUUUCUCGUCUUCCUCCUGUGUGGACGAACUUGCAGAUGAAGAUGGGGCUAAAAAUAUGAAAGAGGAUCAAAAACCCACAAACAUAUUUGAAGCCACGAAAAUUCAAAAAUGCCCUCUUGUAACUGCACGUAGCAGAGCCCACUCUGAUAAGCUGGCUGUGAAUUCAAACGAUAUUUAUGUUUCCUUGUUGGACACGGAGUCUCAAUCGUCAACUGACUAUAUAUGCCGUAUCUGCCAUGGCGGCGAGAGUAUGGACGAUUUGUUGACGCCUUGCCGGUGCAGGGGAACAAUAGCAUUAGUUCAUUUGAAGUGCCUCGAACGGUGGCUGAAAGAAUCGAACCACAGCCACUGCGAAUUGUGCCAGCACCACUAUCAAAUCAUCAGAGAGCCCAAAUAUGGCGUCGGCUGGUCUAUUUUGGCAUUUCUCAGACACCCCGGGCCCCAUUUAAAAGAUAUUCUACUAGAUUUCUUGGCCUUUGCUUUGUACACUCCGUCGGCCGUUGCUUCGACUUACAUGCUGAUGAUGAUCUGUGAAUCUUUGGUCAAGUCCAACAUCGUUACCAAUGGCACGUUUUCGUCGCAUGCUAUAGCAUUCUCUGCUAUUUUCGGCAUGGCUGCGAUAGAUUUCACGUACACGUCGUGGUUGAUGCUGACUUUCCAGAAGCACGUAGAGAACUGGAGGGAUUGGUAUAGGAAUUCCUCUACCCUAAAAGUGGUCCUUCCAAAGAUAAAAUUACGACCGCAUAAAAACAAGCGGAAAAUAGUGAAAUUUAAAACUGUUUAAUAUUCAGUAAUUAUUAUCUUUGCAGAUUUAAAUGAAAAUAUUAUAAAAAAGUUAAUAAUUUAAACAUGGCAUUUUUCAG
Messenger RNA from Anoplophora glabripennis (Asian longhorned beetle), 1181 nucleotides. RefSeq lists its product as uncharacterized. Bases 17 to 1102 code for a protein of 361 amino acids. NCBI's taxonomy places the organism in Eukaryota, Metazoa, Arthropoda, Insecta, Coleoptera, Cerambycidae. The record is from RefSeq and is a predicted model, not a curated record. Gene Ontology annotation, biological process: protein ubiquitination. Gene Ontology annotation, molecular function: zinc ion binding; ubiquitin-protein transferase activity. The transcript is spliced from 5 exons.